UUUUCAACUUCAUCUGCAACUUCAAUUGAUCCAUUUCCAAGUCCACUUUCAAGAAAUUUAUUUAACGUCUCCAAUUUGGACGAUCCUUUUAGUCCCACUCCCUCUAAGCAACAAGACUAUUUCCAAGAUGUUUCAAAUGACAUGUCAGACAUCUUUCAGCCACGAUCAUUGGAGGCUAAAGUAAGUGAGGAUCUGUCUGAGAUGACCUCCAGUCCCAUGUAUACACCUUUAAUAGACAUUUCUUCAAAUGUGAAGUUGAAGACGUCCGCAUCAACAGAUCUUCCCAAGAAAAUGCCAAAACCACCUCCACCCUAUAAACCAAAGCGUCCCAAUACGCUAAAAGACGUGGUCUUGACGACUUCUCAAGAAAACAAACAAGAUCUCCAGUUGACUCCCUUAAGUCAGUCCAGUAGUCUGCCUGCAUCGCCCAGCCCUUCUUUAGGUGACUUAACUCAAGUAUCAACUUUUAAACGUCCACCAAAGCCACUUCCUCGAACUCGACGCCACAGGCCAGAAAUGCCACAGAAUCCAGAGAGUACCCCACAUCCAGCGAGUCCUCCACUUCCAGCAAGUCCUCCAUAUCCAGAGAGGCUCCUAAUACCAGAGAUUCAUAUUGAACCUGAACCAGAUGAACCACAGCCCCCUCCGAAACGGCAUUUAAAACUACCCCCCAAGCCACCUAAACCAGUUAUUCGCCUUAAACCAAAGACCCCAGAGAUGAAACCAGUGGAUCCUGAGAACUAUGUGGUCAUUGAGGAUGUUUUGCUUACUGGGCAGGUAUGUUACUACAAAAUUGUUCAGGUUAAUAAUGGUCAGGGAGUGAAGGGUUGA
Messenger RNA from Nematolebias whitei (Rio pearlfish), 831 nucleotides. RefSeq names its product proteoglycan 4. The transcript has 4 exons. The record is from RefSeq and is a predicted model, not a curated record. Lineage: Eukaryota; Metazoa; Chordata; Actinopteri; Cyprinodontiformes; Rivulidae. The coding region runs from base 142 to 831 and encodes 229 amino acids.